AAGAAAUGAAGUUCUCCUGUGCACACGGCGACAAGUCAAGACGUGUCCUGCGAUCCAAUGCAGCCGGCCGGGAAGUGCGCACACAUCGACAGGUCAGGAUAUCAUUUCCUCCGAUUCAAUGUAGCUGCUCUCUAGGCAGCAUGUUGCACAUGGUGAUCAGGUACUGGUUGGCUCUGCACGCAGCGCAGGUCGUUCUCACCACCAGUUGUGCUGAAGUGGAUGAGCUGAACUUUACUGUCAUGCGGGAUGCCGUGGCGAGAGAUGUGGAUUUGGCUUUGGUCAGGGAGAUCAAGGCUCCAACAGGUCUGAUGUCAAGCUCUGUGUUCCAAACACCAACGGACUUAAUCAAGGAGCCUUGGCUGGAGAACAUACUUGACCCUGAGGUCAUAUCUAAUGCAUUGGAGGUUGAAAACAGAUCUGCACGCUCCCCCAGAAGAUGUAUCCGACAUCUGGAGUCCUGCUUUGAUUACUCGAUGCCCUGCUGUGACCCAUGCGCCACUUGUUACUGCAGGUUUUUUAAAGCAAUUUGUUAUUGCCGGAAAAUUGGCAACAUCUGCCACCGCGGUAAGAACUAGUCCAGUGUGAUCCUGGAGAUCGGAAUAUUGCGCACACUGGGAAAUGGAAAGAAAUGGAACGGUCACGGACAAAAUGUUAACCUUUUUUUUUCUCUUUUGGAUGCUUUCCGACCCGACAUU
Callorhinchus milii (elephant shark) is the source of this 695-nucleotide messenger RNA. RefSeq lists its product as uncharacterized. The record is from RefSeq and is a predicted model, not a curated record. The transcript has 4 exons. The coding region runs from base 6 to 575 and encodes 189 amino acids. NCBI's taxonomy places the organism in Eukaryota, Metazoa, Chordata, Chondrichthyes, Chimaeriformes, Callorhinchidae. Gene Ontology annotation, cellular component: extracellular region. Gene Ontology annotation, molecular function: type 1 melanocortin receptor binding; neuropeptide hormone activity. Gene Ontology annotation, biological process: adult feeding behavior; hormone-mediated signaling pathway; positive regulation of feeding behavior.